This is a messenger RNA of Myripristis murdjan (pinecone soldierfish), 1931 nucleotides long. RefSeq names its product complement factor I (gene cfi). Gene Ontology annotation, cellular component: membrane. The record is from RefSeq and is a predicted model, not a curated record. Bases 1 to 1923 code for a protein of 640 amino acids. The transcript is spliced from 16 exons. Lineage: Eukaryota; Metazoa; Chordata; Actinopteri; Holocentriformes; Holocentridae. Gene Ontology annotation, molecular function: serine-type endopeptidase activity; protein binding. Gene Ontology annotation, biological process: proteolysis.
AUGCAGCAGCAGAUCCGUCAACCGGUGAAACCACCGUUCCUAACCUGUGCAACUGCCCCCCCGACCACUAGCCCCACCACUGCUAGCCCCACCACCGCUAGCCCCGCCCCCACCAGACCGCCCCGUAAAACAGACGAUUAUCUUGGACCAGCUGAGUGUCUGGAGAAAGAGUUCACUCGUGCGUCAUGUGACCUGGUCUUCUGUCCUCCAUGGGAGCGUUGUAUUAACGGUCACUGUUCCUGUAAACUGCCCUAUCUGUGUCCCAGAGAUGGCGUGGUCCCAGUCUGUGGACGCAACACGAGGAAAUACCUCUCUUACUGCCAGGUGAUGGUUCUCUCCUGCCGCACGGGAAUAUCCAUGAUGUCCCACUUUGGGGAAAACUGUGAAGACAGUAAUUCAAGGUUCAGCAGUUUCAUAGACCCACAGAGCGGCGUGGUGAAGCUCUUCCUCCCCUCUAACGGGAGCAGCAUAGAAGAAGGACCUGGGAAGGAGGUGCUGGUGUGUGGGACGCUGUGGGACAUGGCUGCUGCUAACGCCGCCUGCAAGGACGCCAAGCACAAACUUGGAGCAGCGUCAGCCAGGGUCGUCCCCUAUCACUCCCUGACAGCCGACCCUAGCAACGAGCCGUUGCCAGGGAGUUGUGUGAGUGUUCGUUGUCAAGGUUACGAGCGCUCCCUAGCUGAGUGUGUCAUCUACGACCCGACCGAGAUCACAGCGACCGCCGCCACAGCGACCGCCGCCACAGCGACCGUCGCCACAGCAACGUGCUACACGGAAACCCAAGAGGAGGACAACUGUGAAUUCAAGUGUGUGAACAAGAAGUGUGUGUCUGUGGAGCAGACAUGUGACGGAGUGGACGACUGUGGAGACCGCAGUGACGAGAUGUGCUGCAAAAAGUGCAGAAACGAUGCAUUCCACUGCAGGACGGGUGUGUGUGUGCACAAAGAGGCGGUUCGCGAUGGAAUCGUCGACUGUCUGGACGGCAAAGAUGAAUCACCGGUUCAUACUGCUGACAGGACACGGUUCGAGGCCAGAACACUCAAAAACACAGAAUACAUCUCUCCAAAAAGUGAGACAAGGGCCAACAGACAGCAUUUAGAGUCAAAGCUGUACUGUGGGAUUCCCAACUCCACCACAGUGGAUGACGAGGAAGAGGAGGAGCGAGUGCCGGGUGGCCGAGUCAAGAGGGUGGUGGGAGGAGUCCCAGCUAAACCGACUCAGAUCCAGUGGCAGGUUGGUAUCGAGGAGUAUGGCAAGCUCGACUGUGGAGGGGCGUACAUCGGAGGCUGUUGGGUGCUCACGGCCGCUCACUGUGUCAGGCCCAAACCAUCUGCCUUUCAAGUGAAGUUUUCUCUGUGGAAAAAAAGGAGACCUCAAGACACGACAGAUGUCGUUCCCGUUCACGACAUCCACAUUCACCCCAAGUACAAUGCAGCUACCUAUGAGAACGACAUCGCUCUGGUGGAGCUGGAGAAGCUUCCAUUCAAACAAGAGUGUCUGGUAGAAAACCCGGCCGUCAGUGCCGUCUGCAUCCCCUGGAGCCCACAGCUCUUCCAGACGAACCACACCUGCAGCAUCUCCGGGUGGGGGCGCACCACUGCCGGUGGUUCAUCAGCCAGGGUGUUACUGUGGGCCAACGUCUCCCUGAUUUCCAACUGCCAGAGGUUCUACAAGGAUCGCUUCAAACCAGGCAUGAUGUGCGCAGGGGAUCUGAAAGGCGACGUGGACUCGUGUCAGGGCGACAGUGGCGGCCCUCUGGUGUGUGAGGAUGACCAGGGUAUUUCCUACCUGUGGGGCAUCGUGAGCUGGGGGGAGAGGUGCGGCCAGCCGGGCUUCCCUGGGGUCUACACACAGGUCGCUCAUUACUUUGAGUGGAUCAGAAGCCACACGGGUUGGCCAGCUGUAACCAGAUAUAACUCCUGAUGUCUCAC